Molecule: messenger RNA, 871 nt
Organism: Cydia amplana
Lineage: Eukaryota; Metazoa; Arthropoda; Insecta; Lepidoptera; Tortricidae
Gene: oeh
Product: insulin-like growth factor-binding protein 7
Exons: 3
Coding region: 471-722 (83 amino acids)
Cellular component (GO): extracellular region
Source: RefSeq, a predicted model, not a curated record
CUUACGCUAAAGGAAGGCGAUGCGUGAAAAGUUGAAAACACGCAGACCGAACAUCGGAAACUUACCCCACCGUCGGGCCGCACUUAGCGUCCCGUGUGAACAUUACAAGAAAGAAUAAUAUGACAAUUUGAAUUUUGAAAGUAGGAUAAGUUAAACGCCGGGUGACUUGCGCAUUUCACACCGGUUUUCGCAAGCUUUCCUACGACUGUGUUGACGGGAAUCAGUAACGCUCUGGACGCCGUGGGGGGAGGACGCUCCGUCUCUUGAAUCACUGCCCUGACGUGUUGUUACGCGCAUCUACAUACAAAUUAUAUAACGUUCAUCUGACUGUGUUUGUUUUGUGAGCUGACUCCGUAUAAACGACCAAAGGGAUGUGUCUGCUGAGAAAAUUUUAAGAAUGCUUCAAUAACGCGUAAAAUGUGCAAUGCGCGGACAAUAGCCCAGUGGCGAGUGAGUGUGAUGUGAGCAGCAUGCGGUGGCUGGCAAUGGUGGCCGUGGUGAUGGUGGCCGUGGCGGGAGUGGUGCGAGCGUGGGACUGCGUCUGCAACCCGAGCGAGUGUGAGGGCUUAGAGCCCAGUGGGUGCCCGGGGCAGGGCUACGUAGUGUGGGAUCCCUGUAGAUGUUGCAAAGUAUGUGCAAGAACGUUAGGAGAAGACUGCGGCGAGUUCAAAGGAACUUGCGAGCCCAAGCUACAGUGCAUCGAGGGCACGUGCACCACGUGAAGCUGGGGCAAAAUGGACCUUGUAUUAUAUGUUCAUAGAGUAGAAAUUAAACAUAUCUCAAAAACUGUAGAAUGUGAGGACCAGCUUCAGACCCAGACCAGGAAGCGUUGUCUCUAGUGACAAUAAAUUAGAUAGUGGCGAUCGUUUUG